This is a messenger RNA of Lemur catta (Ring-tailed lemur), 2097 nucleotides long. It is a transcript of the gene SMAGP, whose product is annotated as small cell adhesion glycoprotein. The coding region runs from base 253 to 774 and encodes 173 amino acids. The record is from RefSeq and is a predicted model, not a curated record. NCBI's taxonomy places the organism in Eukaryota, Metazoa, Chordata, Mammalia, Primates, Lemuridae. The transcript is spliced from 5 exons.
UAUCCUGUGCUACAAAAUGGCUUUACAGGCAUUAUCACUUUCAGUCCCCCAUUCUAGGGAUGAGGAAACAGGUUUCAGAGAUGUUAAGUAAUUUGCCCACACAGCUAACAAGCAGCGGAGGAGCUGGGGCUGUUUGAAUCCAAAGUCCACACACUCCUAACCGCUCCGCUCCGCUGCCUCAGAUGAAUGUGGACGAACGAGGAAGAUGCGGGCGGCGCCUGGUUUCUCACCCCAGCUCACCUCCCUUAGUAGAUGUACCUACUAAGUGAGCUGCCCUUCCAAGCUUCGGGACACAGACCUCUUUGUCUCGGGGUCCCGCGGUCGGUCUCUCUGGGUCGGCCUGUCCAGGCCUCCGCGCUAUCUCCGCGGUUCCCGCCCCGGUCGACUUCAAAAGCACGCGCGGAGUGGCGCCGGCCCUUCCCCGGCAGCCCGUCCAACUGGAAAGAUCUGCCCCUUCCUCGAGGUCUUCAACCACUGGCAGCAAUGAGCAGCCUCCUAGCCACACCUCCUCCAGAAGAACUGAUGACUACUCCAAUUCUUCAGGCCACUGAGCCCCUGUCCCCAGAAGCUGGAGCCAGCACAGCACUCAUUGCAGUUGUUAUCACCGUGGUCUUCCUCACCCUGCUCUCAGUUGUGAUCUUGAUCUUCUUUUACCUGUACAAGAACAAAGGCAGCUACGUCACCUAUGAAUCUGCAGAAGGCGAGCCCUGUGCCAUCCUCCAGAUGGAGAAUGAUUCAGCCAAGGGCACAGAGAAGGAGGAAUAUUUCAUCUGACGAUUCCUGGGCCCCAAGGAGCUUAUUCCUAGCUCCAGUGCUAACACAUUGACUGCUUAAUUUAUUAGGUGAAAGUUUUCUCUGAAGCCAGUGAGAAGCAGUGAUUGAUGUAGGCAAAUCCAAGCUCCUUCCAGGACACAGUCCCAAAUGCCAACAUCACUGACUCCAGGGACCAGGGACAUGGAAGAAAGCUGCUUAUGAUGUCUUUAAACGGGCCUUUACAAUAGAGCUGGUGUUUGUAACUGGCCAACAAGGCAGAGCUCUACCAGGGGACAUUUGAGUACGUGCCCAGUCAUCUUAACUUUUUUCACAAGUCAAAGGGAUAGAAAAGAGAGUUAGGGUCACUGGCUGCUCCACUCUGUCCUCUACCUGGUCACCUAGUGAUAGCCCCAGUGGAGAUACUGUCCAGAGUUCAUCCCAGGUACUGGAUACCAUAGUAAAAGGCCAGGCCAGGAGGGGUAGACUAUGGAGAUCUUACCUCCUGAUAAGUGUGCUACCUACAUCCCUCAAUCUGAGCCCUUCCUUUCCAUAGUUCCCAACAACCUUAUACUUAUGUGAUUUUUAUUCAAAUUAAAAUUUUUCACUGAUGCAAAAAUCAGAUUGUCAUGUGCAAGAACUACCUUUAUCCUUGCUUAAGCUUUUUUUUUUUUUUCGUUUUCUUUUGCUCAUGUAACUCCUUUGCACAUGUUCUCUUUUUUUUCCCCCUCUCCUGACCCUCCUGCACAUGUUCUCUUCUAAGCCAUAAAAACCCUAGGAAAGUUCCAGAAGUUCCCAGAACUAUCUCAGAGGUUUGAGAUAAAGACGGUCCAGGGAAGCUUGUCUCAGAGGAGCAUCAUCAGAAACACACCCUGGGAGAUGAGUCGGUAUAGCCUCUAUCCUGGCAAGGACCAGAAUUUCCCAGAACCCAUUCUAUGUAUACACAGAGGGAACCAGGAAAAAUCUACCUACCACCUACUACCUACCAGGUGUCCUCAGAAUCAAGCCAAGAAGUUUCUUGGAUUUAACUUAGUCUCAAAAUGACAUGUGUUUAGAAGACACCAUGUUUGGUAUAAUUCAUUAGCUUCUCAGGUAUUUACUUUGGAAUUAAACUAGAUUUCCUUUGAGUUUUUAAUGUAUUGCCUCCAUUGUCAAAGCUCAAACCCACCCAAAGUAAGCUCCAAGAGUUGAAUCAAUCUAAGUAGCCUAGAUACUAGGAAUUUUCAGUAUUUCUCCACAGAGAACUUUGGAGAAACUGAAGGUCAUCCUGAAUGUAUACAAAUUGCUAUACUAAAACAUUUUCCUCAAGCCAAACUUUAAAGCAAAUUAGGAGAAUCAAUCAUUACA